AUGGUCCUGAACGGGUGUGGGUUCGACCUGUGGUUCGUCUCGGCCUGGCUCGUUUUCCUCGGGGUUGGCGUGAUGCAGAUCUUGGUGCAGCUGAUGUUAGUCAUGUCCUGUUGGAGGGCCUACAGGAAUGCCAGGACACCCGAGGAGCGUGAGCGCCACCACGUGGAGGGCAUCUUCCUCGCCCUGCGAGCAAUGGACAACCAUCUCCUGGUCUACGCUUGCAGGCCCGCAGUGGAAGAGCGCCUAGGAGGAGCAAGCUGCUGGAAAAUGAAAACGGUCGAAGCUCGUGUGGCCUUCAGCCGCUUCAUCUUCGAAGAUGCCGAGCAAUGUGCUCUGCAAGGGUAUGCGCAGGUGUCUCGGCUUUAA
Molecule: messenger RNA, 366 nt
Organism: Symbiodinium sp. CCMP2456
Lineage: Eukaryota; Dinophyceae; Suessiales; Symbiodiniaceae
Source: the annotation of a GenBank genome assembly